CUCUAACAGAGUUGUUAACAACACUCUUCGUCAUUUAUUUUAUCGGCAAAUAUUCGGAAGUUAUUUGUAUUUAGUUGAUUUAAAAUAGAAAAUCGUUCUUCACUUUAGUUCGACUCUAAGAAGUAUUAUCUAAAGUCACUAUUAGAUUGUUCCUUAAAUUUCUUGCUAGAAAGUCAAUUAAAAUAUUUGAAAAAUGUCUGAUCGCAAAGCAGUUAUAAAAAAUGCUGACAUGUCUGAAGAGAUGCAGCAAGAUGCAGUUGAUUGCGCUACCCAAGCCCUGGAAAAAUACAAUAUUGAAAAGGACAUAGCUGCAUACAUAAAGAAAGAAUUUGAUAAGAAGUAUAACCCAACAUGGCAUUGUAUUGUUGGUCGUAAUUUUGGAAGUUAUGUUACUCAUGAAACGAGGCAUUUCAUUUAUUUUUAUUUAGGCCAAGUGGCUAUAUUGCUAUUCAAGAGCGGUUAAAUUCUUAAUUAAGUACUGCACAUGUCCCCUUCCAAUAUGCAGAAUUUAAUUUAUAAAACUACCUAAAAUAAUUAUCUAAUAUAUAAUACCACUUACUCAUAUAAUAAAAAAUAUUUUUAUGAGCUUAGUUGCAUCGUUUUUUAUUUAUAUUUAUUUACAUUAAAAUUAUUCAUUAACAUUCUAACAUUCCUCAAAUAUUUAUUUUAAUGUUAUUUUUAAUUUUUGAUGAAAUAAUUUAUUGGAAGGGUUUGACAAAUUUUCUCAAUACUAAUUAUUUUUGUUUGUUUAUGUCUUUU
Messenger RNA from Daktulosphaira vitifoliae (grape phylloxera), 759 nucleotides. Its product is annotated as dynein light chain 1, cytoplasmic. Gene Ontology annotation, molecular function: dynein light intermediate chain binding; dynein intermediate chain binding. The transcript is spliced from 3 exons. Gene Ontology annotation, cellular component: cytoplasmic dynein complex. Gene Ontology annotation, biological process: cilium assembly; microtubule-based process. The record is from RefSeq and is a predicted model, not a curated record. The coding region runs from base 194 to 463 and encodes 89 amino acids. Lineage: Eukaryota; Metazoa; Arthropoda; Insecta; Hemiptera; Phylloxeridae.